This is a messenger RNA of Mangifera indica (mango), 1388 nucleotides long. RefSeq names its product 3-hydroxybutyryl-CoA dehydrogenase-like. Gene Ontology annotation, molecular function: oxidoreductase activity, acting on the CH-OH group of donors, NAD or NADP as acceptor. NCBI's taxonomy places the organism in Eukaryota, Viridiplantae, Streptophyta, Magnoliopsida, Sapindales, Anacardiaceae. Gene Ontology annotation, biological process: fatty acid metabolic process. The record is from RefSeq and is a predicted model, not a curated record. The transcript is spliced from 2 exons. Bases 865 to 1197 code for a protein of 110 amino acids.
AAAUUUAAAAAACUAAUGAUUUAUUGCAUUUUCUCCUCUCAGUUUGAAAAUCUAACAAAUUUUCUCACUCAAAGUUUGAAAAGUGGCAAUUUCACUCUUAAAAUUUUGAAAUCAUCAUCGAAGAUGGCGAAGUUUGCCUUCUUCGGUUGUGUUGGCUCUUCUUCGCUGCUUAUCUUCUCCUAUUGACUUUUUUCUAUCCAUCGAUGACAAAGAUUUCUUCCGACGAAGAUGAAAUCGUCUUUUUUGAAGUUAAUUGCUUUAAUCAUUGGGUGGGAACAAGUCGGCAGGGAGAGAUAACCUAGGUGGGAGGAUGAACGCGACUAGAGAUAGCGAACUUCGUUGUCUCUGGUGAUGGUUUCAAAAAGGGUUAAAUUGCUACAUUUCAAACUUUGGGUGAAAAAAAAUAUUAGAUUUUUAAAUUAAGGGAAGGGGAAUGUAAUAAAACUUUAGUUUUUAAAAUUAUUUUGUUAAAUAAUGGUUUUACCCUCAACUUUAACUAAGAAUUUUGACAUAAUUUUACUUAUGCGUGGGACUUUGGGUGCGGAUACAUCAGAGGAGACAUUCAGUGCAACAAAGUCCCUGGCAGAGAGGGGAUUGGCUCAAAUACCUUUGACCAUGGAAUUGAUAUGGUUUUUGUUUGUCUUACUACUUUGUGUUGAUACAAAAUUAGAGAAAAAAAGGGUAAAAAUCUUCUUUAUUCCAUACUGUAUUCAGGAACUUUUGGGAAAGAGGGGAUAAAUGUGGGUGGAUGCCUCUGUUCAAUUUGGUCUGCUAUUGCAGAGUUCUGACUGAUUGGUUUGUAGGCUUGGCAAGGCAGUGUUGUCCUCCCAGGAUUACGCUGGCUUCGUUGUAAAUCGGAUUUUAAUGCCAAUGAUUAAUGCAGCAUUUUUUACAGUUUAUACUGGAGUUGCAACAAAGGAGGAGGUUGAUGUGGGAAUGAAGCCAGGAACAAACAAUCCAAUGGAUCCUUUAGAGCUUGUGGAUUUCAUUGGAUUGGAUGUCUGCUUGUCAAUAAUGAAAGGUCUUCAAGCUGGUCUAGGGUGUAGUAAAUAUGCUCCCUGUCCUCUUCUUGUUCAGUAUGUUGAUGCAGAAUGCCUUGGAAGAAAAUGGGGAAUUGGAGUUUAUGACUACCGUAAAGCACCUGAAGCGCUUGGGGAAUCUUCUACUGCAGACAAAGAAAUCAAAGUGAUCAGCUAAAUUUCAAUAUGAGCGGCCAGAUUUGGCCCACAAGAGAGAGACACCUGAGUGAUGUAUUAACUUCGUGUUUUGAUCGUAUUCAGGAGCAGUUAUCGCCACGUCACAUCUUACUAUAUAGUAGUGAGGGUAUUUUUGGGAAACUGAAUUACUCAUGUUAAAUAAAUAAAAGUUUAAGUCUAAUAGUUUAUUUU